UCUCGCCGGUCGCUGCUCCGCGCGGAGCCGGAUCCCGAGCCCGAGCCUGAGCUGGAGACGGUCUGAGGCGGCUCUGAGGCGGCCCCGCCCCGGGGCUCCAUUGUUGCCGCGGCCGCGGCUCUGCCGGCUGCUCCGCUCCGCUUCGCUCGGUCAAGGCGUCUCCGGCAAGGAGCGAUCGCUGCCGAGGCGGCGGCCUGAGCAAUGGAAGAGUUAAUAGUUGAACUUCGUCUCUUUCUUGAACUCCUGGACCACGAAUAUCUAACAUCAACUGUCCGGGAGAAGAAGGCAGUUAUCACAGACAUCCUGCUGAGGAUACAGUCAUCCAAAGGUUUUGAAGUGAAAGAUCAUGCUGCAAAGCCGGAGACCCCCAACAGCCUGCCGGCCCCUCCCCAGAUGCCUCUGCCAGAGAUCCCGCAGCCGUGGCUGCCACCCGACAGCGGGCCACCGCCCUUACCGACGUCCUCCCUCCCGGAAGGCUAUUACGAGGAAGCUGUGCCCCUGAGUCCCGGAAAAGCUCCGGAAUACAUCACCUCAAAUUAUGACUCUGAUGCCAUGAGCAGCUCUUAUGAGUCGUACGAUGAAGAGGAGGAGGAUGGAAAGGGGAAGAAGACGCGGCACCAGUGGCCCUCGGAAGAGGCCUCCAUGGACCUGGUGAAGGACGCCAAGAUCUGUGCCUUCCUGCUGCGGAAGAAGCGCUUCGGCCAGUGGACCAAGCUGCUCUGCGUCAUCAAAGACACCAAACUGCUGUGCUAUAAAAGUUCCAAGGACCAGCAGCCUCAGAUGGAACUGCCCCUCCAAGGCUGCACCAUCACGUAUAUCCCGAAAGACAGCAAGAAAAAGAAACACGAGCUGAAGAUCACCCAGCAGGGCACAGACCCCCUUGUUCUUGCAGUCCAGAGUAAGGAGCAGGCCGAGCAGUGGCUGAAGGUGAUCAGGGAGGUCUACAGUGGCUGUAGUGGGCCAGUGGAUCCGGAAUGUCCUCCCACCUCGAGCUCCCCGGUGCACAAGGCAGAACUGGAGAAGAAGCUGUCUUCAGAGAGACCAAGCUCAGAUGGGGAGGGUGUUAUAGAAAAUGGAAUUACGAUGUGUAACGGUAAAGAACAAGUUAAGAGGAAAAAAAGUUCCAAAUCGGAGGCCAAGGGAACCGUGUCUAAAGUCACUGGGAAAAAAAUUACCAAGAUCAUCGGUUUGGGAAAGAAAAAGCCCUCGACAGACGAACAGACCUCCUCGGCGGAGGAAGACGUGCCCACUUGCGGCUACCUGAAUGUGCUCUCCAACAGCCGCUGGCGGGAGCGCUGGUGCAGGGUCAAGGACAACAAGCUGGUCUUCCACAAGGACAGGGCCGACCUGAAGACCCACAUUGUCUCCAUCCCACUCCGCGGCUGCGAGGUCAUCCCGGGACUGGACUCCAAACACCCCCUGACCUUCCGGCUGCUUCGCAAUGGACAGGAGGUGGCUGUGUUGGAGGCAUCUUCUUCUGAAGACAUGGGCCGAUGGAUUGGGAUUUUGCUGGCUGAGACGGGGUCCUCAACCGACCCCGGGGCUCUGCACUACGACUACAUAGACGUGGAGAUGUCGGCGAAUGUCAUUCAGACAGCCAAGCACACCUUCUGUUUCAUGAACAGGCGCGUCCUGUCUGCUAACCCGUACCUCGGGAGCACCUCCAACGGCUACGCGCACCCGAGUGGCCCGGCGCUGCACUACCACGACGUCCCCUGCAUCAACGGCGCGUGGGAACCUGACGGCGGCUUUCCUGCGCCCGGUGGCGGAGGCCCGGGAGAAGAGGCGCCCUGCGAUCCCGCGGUCCUGUACGAUAACUUGCCGUCCCCGAAAAUCUUUGCGCGCUGCCCGCCUGCUGCCAGGAGGGCUUCUAGGCCGCCCGCUGACGGCCUGUCUCGUAACCAUUACAGACACCCUGCCUCCUGCAGCCUGCCCUCCUCCCCGUCUGUCACUAACACCUCUUCUCUGGGGAGGGCAUCUCUCGGGCUCAGCUCCCAGCUGAAGGGUAAAAAGCCUCCCGUGGCAUCCAACGGGGUUCCAGGAAAAGGCAAGACACUGAGCAGUCAGCAGAAAAAAGCCGAUUCGGCCGCUGGCGUGAAGCGGACACCUUCAAAUGCUGACCAGUACAAAUACGGCAAGAACCGGGUUGAAGCUGAUGCCAAGCGGCUGCAGGCCAAGGAGGAGGAGCUGCUGAAGAGGAGGGAAGGCCUGCGGGACAGGCUGGCCCAGCUCCGGAAGGAGAGGAAGGGCCUGAGGGCGGCCAUCGAAGUCAACACGGGCAGGAAGACACAGGUGAUCCUGGAGGACAAGUUGAAGAAGCUGGAGGAGGAGUGUAAGCAGAAGGAGACGGAGCGCGUCAACCUGGAGCUGGAGCUGACCGAGGUCAAGGAGAGCCUGAAGAAGGCCCUGGCCGGCGGGAUCACCCUGGGGCUGGCCAUCGAGCCCAAGUCAGGGACGUCCAGUCCGCAGUCUCCAGUGUUCCGGCAUCGGGCUCUGGAGAACUCGCCCAUGUCCAGCUGUGAAACCAGCGACGCUGAGGGCCCGGUGCCUGUGAACAGUGCAGCUGUCCUGAAGAAGAGCCAGCCGGCCGCCGGCGGCUCCCCCUGCCGGGGACACGUGCUUCGGAAGGCCAAGGAGUGGGAGCUGAAGAACGGCACGUAGAGACGCGGACGCUCCGGCUCCCGUGGCGUCGCCCCUCCAGUGACCCGGGGAGCGCCGGAGGCUCCAGCAGCGGAAGGACGCCUGGGGCCGGGACCCAGACCCGCUCACGUGUCUCCUCUCUACUGUCCAAUGGUUCCCCUUAAAGAGAUUUACUUGUAACGCUUUGGCUUCCAACUUCAUUUGUUAAAAGACAAAGAGGGACGGAUGGAGAAGCCGUCCGUGGCCGGUGGAGAAGCCGCUUCCCUCUCCCCAGUCAGGUGGGUGCUUGGACCAGCUUCAGCCCAGCCCGGGCCGACGGCGAGCGGCGGCCGGUGGACGGCGCGGACGGCCUGGCCCGCGCGCCCCGCGCCGCCCGGCCUGGGUGUGGUGCGGCCGGCGGCCCGUGCUCCCGCAGGAGGACCCUGGCUUGCAGCCGCGGCGCCAGCAGCACGCCUUCCCCGAGGCGCGGCGCCCCCGCCCCGCACGCCGGGCCCUGUCACUGUCACUGGGGUAAAGGCGUGACACAAUUGUGCUGUGAAGCGUUUUUUACCUUUUUUUUUUUUUAACUUUCUGGACAGAUGCUUUUGUCACCAGGACAUGAAAAGCUGCCACUGGUUUUAAACUUUGAAACUCUCUCCUCGCUGCGUGUCACACUCAGCUCCAAGGGCUUUGCCGAGAUUCUCUGUCCUGUUUUGUUAAUUAUUUGUCCUGCUUUUGAGAGGCAGCAGAGUGUUCUGACACUGCAUGAAUGUGUGUCCUUUCCCACUUUUCCCGACACCGGAGCCCUUUCUACCCACCCCGAGCCAGCAGGCCACCCUCAGAGAACUGGGCGACCUCGGGCAACGCUCACACUCGUUCCUGGUGGGCGCGUCAGUGCUUUGAAAGGCGGCGGGUUCUGGAAACUGUACAACUUAGGACAGAAGAGGGCCCUUGAGAGAAGUAAACACUCGGUUUACGUCCUGCCUUGGGGCGUGGCCGUCCAGGUGGGGCCCCGUGGUUUCCAUGUUUGCCCCCAGAGGGGUGUUUCUGGGAGCGGUCAGUCAGGAAGGCGUGAAGGGCGGCCAGGCCCACGGGUAGAGCUAGAUCUGGUCUGAGAACCAGGCCAGCCCCCCUUGGUCAGACGGGGGCCUCUCGGGAGCCCUCCUUGUGGGAGGGGGACCCCCUGCCGCAGAGACCCGAGUUCCCCUGAGCCCUCCGCACCCCAAGUCACACAAGGAGACAGGCCGGCUCUCCCCGCAGGGGCUGCAGGCCUGCCGCUUACUGCUUGGGAUGUGUCUCACCCGAUAAGGGAACAGGAGGCCAGAAAGCCGCCUGCCUGCGUUUCCCCCCCAGACGUGCCCACGAGCGCAUCCCGGGGCGGCCAUGUCUCCCGCCGGCCUUGCUGGUCCGGGCUGGGGUUGGCACAGCCCUGAGGUCUUGCUCGGGCUGUUUGGUUUCACUGAGCAGAGCAGGGGAGCAGGCUCACUGCCAAGGGAGGCCCUCCAGCAGGGCGCGCGCGUCCGCCGAGUCCACCGGACACUUGGAUGGGUCUCAGAGCCGUCUGCCUGGUGCAUCUCCAGCUCGUAGGCCGUCAGCUGGCGCCCUCACCCUUCCCCGCCCUCCGCGGUUUGUGUGGCAGGUGGAGGGCACCUCACCAGCACGUACACAGUUGCCCCUCCCCCGCCGUCCCCAGUUAAUCCAGGUAGGAAGUGGGGAGGGAGGGGCCUCCCCAAGCCCAGGGCCAUCUUCCCGGCACUCCUGUUCGUCCAUCAGCGCAGGAAGCUGGACCACUUGGCAUCAUAUGAAGCUAAUUUUCCGUAAAGGGAAAAUGUUUGACCUUCCAUAGCUUCUUGCUGCCUUCCGGUCAAAUUAAUAGUCUCCAGUUAAACCUCUGCGGCCGUCCUGAUUGGCAGCCAACUCUGCCCCAGACGAGGGCCAGAUUUCGACGGUUAUUAAGAAGGGAAGAUGUGAGCAUUGUGUGUUCAUGAGCUGAGCCCAGCACAGGUGGGCGGUCACUGGCAGGUGGACCAUUAGCAGAGGUCACCUCCACCAUCUCCAUGGGUCACACCAUUGGUGCCAGAGCCAAGGUUUGGACCCUGCUCUUCAGACACCUGGCAUACAUAGUUUGUGUUUUUAAAAAACAGCUUUUUAAAUUGACUUUCAUAACCAUAAGCCUUUUAAAGAGGAUGGUGCGUUCAACCCCGCUGCGUCCGCCCCGUGGAAGGCGAGGCCGCCAACGCCCGGCUCCUUUGAUACCAUGUUUCCUCUUGAUGUUUUUACAUUUGAUAAGAAAGUCAGUUUAAAGCAUUUGCUUCAAAAUAAGUUAUUUAUUUGUAUAUGUUCAACAAGUAUAGUUUUAAUUUAUGUCUGUGCCUGUUAGACGCACCGUGGACACCUGGUCAGAACUCUGACAGGGACCUCGUUACCCUCCCAAAACACGCCCCAGGGACACGGGCGGCCAUGAGACAGCUGUGACGGCCAGGCUCAGGGCAGGGUCGGGGGUGGGGGGCAGCCCGACCUAGGCCCUCGCUCCUGGGGUGCAGGUCCCAUUCCGCUGGGAGAAGUCAGAUUCCUCAAGAGCUGUCAUCCGCUCCUGACAGAAAUAGUGAUGGUCUGAGGGUGCCCUGUCACCCCUGAUGUGGGCCAGGUGGAGUCCGCCCAAGGAGGGUCAGGCGGGCCCGACUGUGGGUGUCCAGGGAGCCAGCAGCACCCUGCCCACUCCCCCAGCCUCAGGAUGGCCCUCGGAGGGGGUGCAGGGAGGGUCUGCGGUGGUCCCAGAUGCUUUCCCGAGCGCUUCGGGGACCACACGUGCAAAAGCAGUCUUGUCCCUUCGGUUCAGACACCUUGGUGCGGUCCAGCCUGACAUCCACCUCCCUCCUCUCGCGCAUCCGUGAGUAGGUUUGAGCUGUUUCUAGGCACCCAGGAUCACUCUGAUAGGCUGCAGUUGUUCUGCCUUUCGGACAGUCUGUCUCAAAAAGUGUGUGUCCUGGGCCCUGAAGGCCCCCCACUCCCCAAGGAAGGAGUUUUAGAUUCUUGUUAAUCGUGGCAACAAUUUGCAAUUUAGGUACAGGUGUCCAGGGGGCAGCUUUGAAGCUGGGGUGGGCGUAGGGUUUUGGGGAAGCUCAUUUGCUGUGGUCCCAUCUUUCCAGAACACCUGUCAGCACACUGUUGGGAAGGACAUGUGAAUUUUGCCCACAGACCUAGUUCACCAGGCGCUGUUCUGUUUAUUCACCUCGUCCCGUCUGUCAGGAACCUUCCCAGGCUGGGCACAGGGGCGGCGCGCUGGGGCGGGGCCUCUCCCGCCAGGGAGGUGGUGUGGACGCCGCGUCUGCACCCCUGCCCGUCCCUGCACCGCCGGCGGCGGGGGCUGCCCUGCGGGUGCAGCAGGCAGCGCCCUCCUCGGCUCAUAAAACGGUCACGGCAACACUUACAUGUUAAACUGUUGCCUUCCUCUUUUUCUUCCCUAAAAUAAUUGUUUAAUGAGAACAAUAAUCUCCGCUCCUGGCCUGGUUUUAAAGAGGGGGUUUUGUUGUCGCCAGUACUGUCUUCUCCCCACGCCGGGCCGCGUUGAUACUGUGAAAUAAACUCCAGCUGGUGAAGUAACACUCUCAUGCCUCGCACCGCGGCGCAGCACCGCCCGCCUCCGCCCCGGCCGCAGCGGGCAGCCUGUCAUUUCUCAAGGUGGGAAAGCGUCCCGCCCAGAGAACUGUCGGCCUCACGCGCGUCCUUUUUGCCAUCUUUUGUGAAAUAUUUCCAGUUGCGUUCUUCCAGGAAAGCUUAACUUCACGGUGUUGUUACAAGUGUCACCAGGCGUUUCCAGUUGUUGCCAUGGAAGAAGUUUUCCAGGUGGGAUCAUCAAGACCCUCAUUCUUAGGGACCAAAGGUGUUUUUAAUAAGAUACUCUUUGAUUUUCUAAUGAGAAAGGGAACAUUACCUUUAAAUUUCAACAUCAGCUUUUAAAUUACAGGUACUCAGCACCAAUUGACCAUGGCUCUAAGUUGUAAAAUGUUUUCAUAUUAAGAAUGUAAUUAUUUCCUUAUUGUAUUUUUUAAAAACAAAAGUCGUAUUUAAAAAUUCUCUUUGAAAGAAACAAGCAAGAAACAGGAAAGAUUUUUUAAUUAAAUAUGUUGGCAGUGCCCAUUUUAAAUAACUGUAAAUAUAUUUUUCACUGUGUUUCUCAAUGUAUUUAAUUCAUAAAGUAAAAAAAUUUAUCAGAAGAAACUUGCAUUGGAAAUACUCGUUCUCAGCCCAUUUGCCCGAUCUGUAGUAGCCUCACCUGAACUUUCUGCUUUACGACAGGAGUUUUCUACAGUUUCACACGCUGUAGCCCGACCGGCGCCCCGCGGCGUGCCUCGACGUGUGUAACUAAUAAACUCCGCUCUUCCCA
Messenger RNA from Camelus dromedarius (Arabian camel), 7006 nucleotides. It is a transcript of the gene AFAP1, whose product is annotated as actin filament associated protein 1. Lineage: Eukaryota; Metazoa; Chordata; Mammalia; Artiodactyla; Camelidae. Bases 202 to 2661 code for a protein of 819 amino acids. Gene Ontology annotation, cellular component: cytosol. Gene Ontology annotation, molecular function: SH2 domain binding; SH3 domain binding. The record is from RefSeq and is a predicted model, not a curated record. The transcript has 18 exons.